Molecule: messenger RNA, 1298 nt
Organism: Dendrobium catenatum
Lineage: Eukaryota; Viridiplantae; Streptophyta; Magnoliopsida; Asparagales; Orchidaceae
Product: auxin efflux carrier component 5
Biological process (GO): auxin export across the plasma membrane; auxin polar transport
Cellular component (GO): endoplasmic reticulum; plasma membrane
Molecular function (GO): auxin efflux transmembrane transporter activity
Source: RefSeq, a predicted model, not a curated record
AACACUGAUAAAAUCUAUCAACCCUCCGCCAAACCAUCAGAAGAUCGAAUUCAUCAAAAAUGAUAGGAUGGAGAGAUAUUUACAACGUCUUCCAAGCUAUGCUCCCCCUCUACUUCUCCCUCUCCCUCGGCUACGGCUCCGUCCGGUGGUGGCGCAUUUUCACUCCCGAGCAGUGCGUAGCCGUUAACAAACUCGUCGCCUACUUCACCCUUCCCUUCUUCACCCUAAACUUCGCCCUCCACGUCGAUCCUUUCUCCAUGAACUACCGCUUCAUCACCGCCGACGCGAUUUCCAAACUGCUUAUUCUCUUCGUCAUCGCCGUUUGGGUGAAGUUCAGAGGCGAGGAGGGAGGAAGCUGCUACUGCUGGUCGAUAACGACUUUCUCGUUGAGCACGUUGACGAACGCGCUGGUGGUCGGGGUGCCGCUGGUUGACGCCAUGUAUGGGAAGUGGGCGGAGGAGCUGGUGGUGCAGCUGUCGGUGGUGCAGGCGAUUGUGUGGCUGACUGUGCUGCUGUUCUUGCUGGAGUUGAGGAAGGCGUGGAGUGGCUUGCCGGAGGGAGGCGGCGAUCUGGCAGAGCAAGGGAGGAAGGAGGAGGAGGGGAGUUUGAGGCCUUCGUAUGGGGAGUUGAUGAAGGUGGUUUGGCUGAAGCUGGCGUGGCACUUUGAUUUGCCGUUCAUCAUAGAAGGAUCGGUGCUAAUCAUGUCCAAGGCUGGUGCAGGAAUGGCAAUGUUUAGCAUGGGGCUGUUCAUGGCCCAGCAAGAGAAGAUCAUCGCUUGUGGGCCGAGCUUGACCAUUUUUGCAUUGGUACUACGAUUUGUUGCUGGGCCGGCUGCCAUGGCAAUUGGAUCUAUAGUUAUGGGCCUCCAUGGUGACAUUCUACGAGUUGCAAUAAUACAGGCAGCCAUUCCUCAAUCUAUAACCUCAUUUAUUUUUGCAAGGGAGUAUGGGCUGCAUGCUGAGGUUUUGAGCACUGCGGUCAUCUUUGGGAUGUUGGUUGCCUUACCAAUACUUGUUGCAUAUUAUAUAAUUUUAGGGUUUCUAAAUUAAUUUGGAAGGAAAAUUAAUUGAGAUGCCUUAUUUUUCUUAAAUAUACUUUGUUUUAAUAAGGCAUUUUGAAUCCCAAAGGGGGGAAAUAUGAUCAUGUUAUCCAUGAUCAUUCCUCUAUGGAUGAUUCAACAAAAGGAUUAUUGUAAGCUCUAUUAUUUCCUUUAUUGCAUAUUACAAUAUUGAGCUAAGAAACUCUUGUAAUUGUACUUUCAUAAGUUAAUUCUCAAUUAUAUUAUAUGGUUUUUUUUA